AUGCCUUUCAAUGUCACUUACGAAUCUGGAGAUGAUUUGGUGGAAAUUGUGGAGAGAUUCACUGAAGAGCUCAUCGAUUUGGACAUUCAGUUGACGCAAGAGGAGAGCAAAGAGUGGUGCGUUUUCUGUGAGAAUCACUCAAAAUACCGCCAAGAGCUUAUUGAGAUGGAUUUGGAAGUGAAACAAGGAGAAAGUGAGCAAAGACAUCUUGAUUUCACCGUUUUCGAGCCAAAUUUCCACGCGCUUUUCGCUUGUUUCAAGCUUUGUUUAAAAGAAGCGAUUCGAAUUGAAAGAAAUCAUUCGAGAAAAGAAAUUAUUGAACUUGAUGUCGAUGUGAAGCAAAUGGAUAGCAUUGAUUCGGUUUGUUUGUUUUCAUUGCCAAGCCAACAAUUUUCCUUCAAAACCCUACCAAGCACCAGUAACGAGGAAACUUGUUUAAAGUGUCAUUUCAUCAAUCAAGAUUGUCACAGCAAUGAGUCAACGCUUAUUCGGUUGCCAUCGACAAAUUGCGCUGAGGAAAGGAAAAUGAGAGACGAGAAGUUGUGGAAAUUGAGAGACCAAAAUGAAGAUGGCUGGCUAAAACAAAGCGUGAUCAUCGUCAAUUGGGAGAACAUCGAGAAAGAGAUCGAACAAAGUGGAUCGGCUGAUUUCAUUUAUUGCCCGAAAAGAAAUGUCAAGUUGUCAAAGAAGUCGAUUUUCAAAGAAGUCUCUUAUGAAAAAACAGAAUCAAUCAAAGAAACGAUCGAGGAUUGGUUGGAAGAGAUCGAGAAUGAAUUCGAGAUUCUAAAAGGAUUUGAGACAAGGACACCAAGUAGUGAUUCGAAUUUCGAAAUGAUCCAACCAGAAGAUCCGAAUUUCUCCGAAAAAGAAGAAGCUCCAAAGUUCUUGAUGCAUUUAGCUUUGGUAACAAAAUUCAGAAGCAAAGACAACGAUGGUCCACGAAUUUCUAGCUUACCGGAACAGUUUAUGCUCAUUGAGGGAGAUGAUUCGAAACUUCAAGUCGAGUCGCAACUUCAAGUCGACUCUCAACCUCAAGUCGACUCUCAACUUCAAGACAAUCAGCCCAAGAAUCUCAAGGCUUUUGACAGAAAUCGCUCGAUUGAGGUGGAGAUCGAUUGUGAAGAAAAUGGGAGAAAAAUUCCGGAAGGGAGCUCUGAAAAGACGAUGAAUUUGGUCUAUUUGGGCAACGAAUUCGUACCAUUGUUGAGAUCCGAGUCCAUCGAAAUGACCGUUCAUUACAACUACAACAACAGAGCAUCAACGAGCGCGUCAAAGAAAAUCGUGAACUCGGCUGUGGGAGGGGUAUUUGUUGAGAAGAAACUGAAAAAAACCAACAUUACCCAAGAAGCUUUCCCAGAGUCACAAAAUGUGUCUAUCGAUCAAAGGAGUAGUCAAAUCAUUGCUGAUAUCGACUUUGUGAAAACACCAAGCAAUGAGGACCAUUUCACCUAUAUCCUGAUCACUCCACGUGCAUUUGAGGAGAAAUUUCUGGACGAGAGUCUAGAUCAAGAACAGAAUGUCGAUGCUGUUUUUGAGGCCACUUCAGAAAAUCUUUUUGCUUUGAAAACGUUUGUUCAAGCUGGUUCUGACAAUAUUUUCGCAUGUUUUUGCUCGAUUCAAAAAGAAAACGCUCAAUGCGAUGUUGCGCUGAGAAACGAAGAAAAGAGUUCUUGGAAUGAAGACACAUUAUUGGAAUUUGUUUUUUAUUUUGCUGAAUUAGAGCUUAAAGCAGUUGAAGAUCAUCUUGUAAAAGCUGAUUUCCAAUUGAUUUCAAUGGAAGAUUGCAAUGAGACAUCAAAAACUCUUGAGACAUCAAUUCUUGAAGAGAUCAGUUUUUUGGAAGUAUCAAGAUCAUUGGAUUCUAGAAGAGCAAAAACAUCGUGUGAACUUGAGCUCAAGUACACUGAGAAUGGCUUUGCUUGGAAUCAAGAAGCUUUUUAUGAAUUCACUACGCAUUUCGCUAGAUUGGAUAUCAAAAAGCCAGAAAAAGAACCCAUAGAGGUUGACGAAAUUACUCUCGCAACAACAACAACUUGUGACAUCGAUAUCAAGUACACUGAGAAUGGCUUUGCUUGGAACCAGGAAACAUUUUAUGAAUUCACUACACAUUUUGCAAGAUUCGAUAUCGAAAACUCGAAAGAAGAGGAGGCAACGAAAGAAUUCGAAGCUUUUAGCACUCCAACAAUAGCUUGCGAAACUCCAACUCCAACAACAGCUUGCGAAACUCCAACUCCAACAAUAGCUUGCGAAUUUCAAAUCAAGUACAAUGAAAAUGGCUCUGCUUGGAAUCAAGAAGCUUUUUAUGAAUUCACUACGUCUUUUGCUAGAUUGGAUAUCAAGAAUUCACAGGAGGAAGAAUCGUUGUGGCAUUGUGGCAUCAAGAAUUCACAGGAGGAAAAACGGGGAAUCGUUGUGGCAAUCGAUGCUGACGAAGACGAUUUCACCAAACUUUCCCUUACAAGUAAUCUUUCUUCUCAAAAACUGGAGCAAGUCGCUUUUCACCUGGAUGUGAUUGUGCCGGAUGAAGUUGAAUGGUUUGAGGAAACAUUCUCCGCGCAUCAAAUGGCCUCUUGUGAAUUCGAUGUUAAAAUGUGCCUUGAGGAGUCUUUGACAAUACUUGUAGAAUCAGAGAAGAAGGAAAGCCAAGAAAGCGCAUCAAUCGAAUUCGAAGACUAUUUCGCGCUGAGUGACUAUUUCGAGUUCGACGAGUCGACAAGUCAAGAAAUAGAUCUUGAUGUUCAAAUUGGGGAAAGUGAGAGUAAUGAAAGAAGCAUUCUUCUGAAUCUUGUCAACUCAAAAAAGCUUGAAGAAUUUCUGAUCAUUGAACCAAUGAAGAGAACAAUGACAGCUGAAUGGAAAAUCGUGAAGAAAGAGAGUAACGCUCAAUUGUUCGCUGAAUUCAUUUCAAUAGCACAAGUUGAGCAAGCCAAAUUGGCAACCAUUGUCCCUAGUUUCAAAUCAUUGCACGUCUACGCAGCCAUCGAAACUGCUAAAAGUGAAAAUUGGAACGCUGCACCGUAUACAAGAAAAGAUAUCAUCUACAGUAAUCUGAUCGCUCUUACACCUAAAAAAGAAAUCUCCAACCAAAGCUACAAUCUUACAUCAAAAGACAGCCACGCGCAAGUCUCAGUCCACUUCUACGAAAGCUCAACUCUGAAAAUUUCCACGAAAAUCGCGAAACUAAAAGAAAAAACUAAAGAUUUAUCUAUUGAAAUGGACUCUCCACAAAGACGAAUGACAGCCUCUCCACUGCCCGGUCAACAAACCCAGCAAUCUUCGUAUCAAUGGAAAACCGAAACCACUAGAACAACCACGCAACCAAAUGGGGAAACCUGGCGCACUGAGACGAUUCGCACCAAUCAGCAGCCGCAGAGUCAUUCAACUGCAUGGCGCACUGAGAGUCAAACGGGAGGCGGUCCGGUGACGACUGGCCAAACCUCGUGGCGUACCGAGAAACGCACGACCACUACCACCGAGCGACAAACGAUUCCCAUUCAACAAACUUACACAACCUCGUCACGCGAUACGUGGAAUACACAGCGAACGGCUGAGUCGGGAAGUCAACUCGGUGGAAGGCCUGGAUCUCGCGCUGAUUCGGCCGCCUCUUUCCAAUAUUCACGCGGCGAUAAAAUCAAUCCCGGAGAGCAGCGCCUCUCGCAGUUGACUCGUCCCGAUUCACGUGCCAGUGUUACCGCCUCAGAUCAUGGCUCCGUGGUAAACGACACAUUGAACGCGCUGGCUACCGACGUCGAGCAAACAACGGAACUCAUUCGCCGAAAACAGCAACAGAUGCGCUCCGAGAGACGCCAAUUUCAGACCGAAAUGGAGGUGACCGGCCGUAUCUCGAUCUCGCCAACCGAUGACUGGCUCAACGCUCGUUUAAAAGCCGUCUCCACCGACGAUUUGAAGAGGGAUCUCUCAAAGAUCAAAGAGGAUCAAAGAACUAAUGCUGUCACCGAUACUUUGGCGGCUCUCGUUUACGAUGUGAAUGCGACAGCGGAGGUGCUUCGCCGCGGAUCGCUCGGCAGAGAUCGCGGAAAGAAAAAGGACAAAGCACAAGAGGAAGUGGAAUACCGCCUUCGCUUGACACCGUCAGUCGACGAGGAACCCCGACCAUUCCCGUCACCAAAACAGUAUGAACAAGUGCCAGAAGAGAAAACGACUGUCGAUGAUAUGCAGCGAGAUUUUGGGGUCGACAUUUCGGAAUCGCAUACCGCUUCUCUCCGUCGCCGUGCCCGUUCAGAGACGCCGCGUCGCACUCUGCACAUUGAGCCCUCACCUCCACCGAUGGCGCCAGCAAUUUGCGCUUAUUGCAAUGAAGAGAUUGAUGGUCAAAUUCUGACAGCUUUGGCGCCAAAUUCGGAGCGUGCACAGAAAUUUCACACCUAUCACUUUAUGUGCACCUAUUGUCAAAAGGCUCUCAACAUGCACGGCACUUACCGAGAGCACGAUCGGAAACCGUACUGUCACGAUUGUUUCUACAAGCUCUACAACGGACUUCAAUAUUGCCCAGACGAGCAUCAGAAACAAAUCGAUAAACUUAUC
Molecule: messenger RNA, 4545 nt
Organism: Mesorhabditis belari
Lineage: Eukaryota; Metazoa; Nematoda; Chromadorea; Rhabditida; Rhabditidae
Source: the annotation of a GenBank genome assembly